CACCUUUCUCUGCAUCUCUUCGAACUCACGUUUCUGCAACUUCCAUUGACACCUUCACCAUACCUUACUCGAAAACGCUAAGUUAUACCUAACAAAGAUCACAGUUUUAUCAUAUCUGAACGUGAAUUUCCUUUGACUUCACUUCCAAAUGAUGUCGUUCGAGGAGGACGAGGAAUCUCUGGAGCAAACCCUCCUUGUGGUUCGUGAGGUCGCCGUCUACAAAAUCCCUCCCCGAUCCACCUCCGGCGGAUAUAAAUGCGGCGAUUGGCUGCAAUCCGACAAGAUCUGGUCGGGUCGGCUCCGGGUUGUCUCGUGCAAGGACCGGUGCGAGAUCCGGCUGGAGGACCCAAACUCCGCGGAGCUAUUCGCUGCGUGCUUCGUGAAGCCCGGGCAGCGAGAGAACUCCGUGGAGACGGUCCUUGACUCGUCGAGAUACUUCGUGCUAAAGGUGGAGGACGGCCAGGGGAAGCACGCGUUUCUUGGGCUCGGAUUCGCGGAGAGGAACGAGGCCUUCGAUUUCAAUGUCGCGUUGUCGGAUCAUGAGAAAUACGUACGGCGAGAGAACGAAAAUGAGACCGGAGAGACUAGUGACGCUGACAACCUCAUUGAUAUUCAUCCGGCGGUCAAUCAACGGUUGAAGGAAGGAGAAACCAUUCGGAUAAAUGUAAAGCCCAAACCCUCUAGUGGAACUGGCAUGCUUUCGGCUGCCGGCCUAUCUGGAGGAGCUUCAGGAAGUGGAAAUCCAAAGGCUUUGGCCCUUGCUCCACCGCUGGGUGGGGCUGGAAAGAUUAGGACUCCUCUUCCGCCCCCUCCUAAUGAUCCUGCUGCUGUUAGGAAGACUUCUGCUAGUCGUGGUGCUGCUCCCAGUGCACCAAGUGAAAACACGAGAAGAGCUGAUCCUUUGUCAGAUUUUUCUAAACUUGAGAGGAAUCUCCCUUCGGGAUCAACGUCAGGAUCGGCCAAAAUAGCGGCAUCUGGAUGGGCAGCUUUCUAAUUGUGUGUGCACUCAUCUAACUGAGGUCUUUGUUUUCUUAUUUAUUCAAUAGCGGGAAAAAAAAAAGAGUAUUGAGAAAGCAUAGGUUCCAAAGUGCUUCACUAUUUGGUUAAAAUUGUCAUGGAGUAUAUUGAUAUGCUUCUAUUGUCAUACUUGAACUCAUAAGCAUUUUGGCAUCUAUAUUAGGGAAAUCAAUUAUGUGGCUGAGUUGGCUUUUUAUAGAUUGGCAUCUGAAUAUCUGAUACA
This is a messenger RNA of Tripterygium wilfordii, 1240 nucleotides long. RefSeq lists its product as uncharacterized. The coding region runs from base 149 to 994 and encodes 281 amino acids. Gene Ontology annotation, biological process: endocytosis. Gene Ontology annotation, cellular component: membrane; clathrin vesicle coat. The record is from RefSeq and is a predicted model, not a curated record. The transcript is spliced from 3 exons. NCBI's taxonomy places the organism in Eukaryota, Viridiplantae, Streptophyta, Magnoliopsida, Celastrales, Celastraceae.